Molecule: messenger RNA, 1441 nt
Organism: Triplophysa dalaica
Lineage: Eukaryota; Metazoa; Chordata; Actinopteri; Cypriniformes; Nemacheilidae
Gene: fen1
Product: flap structure-specific endonuclease 1
Exons: 12
Coding region: 159-1301 (380 amino acids)
Cellular component (GO): nucleus
Molecular function (GO): 5'-3' exonuclease activity; RNA-DNA hybrid ribonuclease activity; manganese ion binding
Source: RefSeq, a predicted model, not a curated record
GUCGCUAAGCGGCGCUGUGCUGAUUUUGACUAUUAAUGCCUGGGUAUGAAUUUCGCGCGAAAUAAGUAAUAUUCCUCGCGGUAGCUUGUGGGACUGUGUGACUGAAACAAAAACAAGCACAUUUUCAUUGAUUUCUUGAGGUCGAAGAAUUCAUCACUAUGGGAAUUCACGGACUUGCAAAGCUCAUUGCAGAUCACGCGCCUUCAGCUAUCAAGGAGCAAGACAUGAAGAACUUCUUUGGACGGAAGAUUGCCAUUGAUGCAUCCAUGUGCAUGUAUCAAUUCUUGAUCGCGGUCAGACAGGACGGUAAUGUUUUGCAGAAUGAAGAUGGAGAGACCACUAGUCACCUCAUGGGCAUGUUCUACAGGACCAUCCGUAUACUGGAGAGUGGUAUCAAGCCGGUUUACGUGUUUGAUGGUAAACCUCCUCAGCUGAAGUCAGGAGAGCUGGAGAAGAGAGGAGAGAGACGAGCAGAGGCUGAGAAACUUCUAGCUCAGGCACAAGAAGCAGGUGAACAAGAGAACAUUGACAAGUUUAGCAAGCGACUAGUGAAGGUUACCAAACAGCACAAUGAGGAAUGCAAGAGGCUGCUUACUUUAAUGGGUGUGCCGUACAUCGAGGCUCCAUGUGAAGCUGAGGCUAGCUGUGCUGCUCUGGUGAAGACAGGGAAGGUGUACGCCACAGCGACGGAAGAUAUGGACGGUCUGACAUUUGGAACCUCAGUCCUGCUGAGGCACUUAACAGCCAGUGAAGCAAAAAAGCUUCCAAUCCAGGAGUUUCAUUUCAGUCGAAUUCUGCAGGAAAUGGAUAUGACACACCAGCAGUUUAUUGACCUAUGUAUCCUGCUGGGAUGUGACUACUGUGGUACUAUAAAGGGAAUCGGGCCCAAGAGAGCAAUCGACCUUAUUAAACAGCACGGCUCUAUUGAAGAGAUUCUCGAUAACAUCGACCCAAAUAAGCACCCAGCACCAGAGGAGUGGCUGUAUAAAGAGGCUCGAGAUCUCUUCUUAGAACCCGAGGUUGUGGACUGCGGUACUGUUGAGCUCAAGUGGAACGAACCGGAUGAGGAUGGACUGAUUCAGUUUAUGUGUGCUGAGAAGCAGUUCAGUGAAGACCGUAUUCGCAACGGCUGCAAGAAGAUCACGAAGAGCAGACAAGGAAGCACACAGGGCAGACUCGACACAUUCUUCACGGUUACUGGAUCAAUCUCCUCCAAACGCAAGGAGCCAGAAAAAAAGGGCUCUGCCAAGAAGAAACAGAAGACAAGUGCUACACCAGGCAAAUUCAAGAAGGGCAAAUAAAAUUUCAUGUUGAGGAACAAAACACAUUAACAACGUUAUCCCAGAAAGUUUUAACAGACUUUGAAUCCAUGAAAUGUUUUAAAUGCCCUGUUUUCUGUGUGCUGUUAUCUUAAAAUAAAGAAUUAUUUAAUGGUUGAAAA